Messenger RNA from Cannabis sativa, 960 nucleotides. RefSeq names its product small ribosomal subunit protein uS7. NCBI's taxonomy places the organism in Eukaryota, Viridiplantae, Streptophyta, Magnoliopsida, Rosales, Cannabaceae. The record is from RefSeq and is a predicted model, not a curated record. Gene Ontology annotation, cellular component: ribosome; cytosolic small ribosomal subunit. Gene Ontology annotation, molecular function: rRNA binding; structural constituent of ribosome; mRNA binding. The coding region runs from base 158 to 760 and encodes 200 amino acids. The transcript has 4 exons. Gene Ontology annotation, biological process: ribosomal small subunit assembly; translation.
CAAAAGUUUCAAAUUUUAAAUUUUAACACUAUUUUUUCUAUUAUUAUAAUUUGACCCCAACGAGCCAGAGAAGUACUAAAACCCUAGCGAAGUGUUUUUCUCUCUCUCCCUCGGCGCCUCAGAAUCACGACGAGAGAGACACUCUCACCUCUCAGCCAUGGCGGAAGCAAUCAUUCAGGAACAACAUGAAGUCAAGCUUUUCAAUCGAUGGAGCUUUGAGGAUGUUCAGGUAAGUGACAUUUCACUUGCUGAUUAUGUCGGAGUUGUACCCGCUAAGCACGCCACUUAUGUUCCCCACACUGCUGGGAGAUACUCAGUGAAGAGGUUCAGGAAGGCUCAGUGCCCAAUUGUCGAGAGGCUUACCAACUCUCUCAUGAUGCACGGUCGCAACAAUGGAAAGAAGAUUAUGGCUGUUAGAAUCAUCAGACACGCCAUGGAAAUCAUCCAUCUGCUAACCGACUUGAACCCAAUUCAAGUCAUAGUUGAUGCUGUGGUUAACAGUGGACCUAGGGAAGAUGCCACUCGUAUUGGAUCAGCUGGUGUUGUCAGGCGUCAAGCUGUUGAUAUUUCCCCUCUCCGUCGUGUCAACCAGGCUAUCUAUCUCCUCACCACCGGUGCUCGUGAAUCUGCCUUCAGAAAUGUCAAGACAAUCGCUGAAUGUUUGGCCGACGAGCUCAUUAACGCUGCAAAAGGUUCCUCCAACAGUUAUGCGAUCAAAAAGAAAGAUGAGAUCGAACGUGUUGCCAAGGCUAACCGUUGAUUUGGGAAAACAGUUAGAAGAAAGGUUUUGUUUAUUGUUCUUUUCGUUAAUUAGAAAGAGUUUGAGGAAUGUUUUUACUUUUGUGACCUUUUGUAUUAGUGACAGAGUAAACCUUUUCUUCUUUAGAAUUUUUUUUUUUUGAAUAUUGGAAAUUUUAAAAAGAAAUUAUGGUGUGAGUAAAGAUUGAUCUUCUUUAGAUA